GCCCGGGCAGAGUCGGAGCCGGAGCCGGAGCCGGAGCCGGAGCCCGAGCGGAGCCGGGGCCUGAAGCCGGGGCCGGGGCCGGGCGGAAGAUGUGGUUCUUCGCCCGGGACCCGAUCCGAGACUUCCCGUACGAGCUGAGCCCGGAGCCCCCCGAGGGCGGUGGCGCGCCGGGGCCGGGGCUGUGGGCGCUGCACCGCGGCAAAAAGAAGGCCACGGGAAAUGCCGUGUCCGUGUUCGUGUACGAGGCCAAGCCCGGGGACGAGGAGCAGACGCUGGUGGCCAAGGCAGCCUUCAAGCGGCUCAAGACCCUGCGGCACCCCAACAUCCUGGCCUACCUGGACGGGCUGGAGACGGACAAAUGCCUCCAUGUGGUGACUGAGCCUGUGACCCCACUGGGGACGUACCUGAAGCUGAAAGCAGAAACGGGGGGCCUGAGUGAGCUGGAGAUCUCGUGGGGACUGCAUCAGAUUGUGAAAGCCCUGAGCUUCCUAGUUAACGACUGCAGCCUCAUUCACAACAAUGUGUGCACGGCCGCUGUCUUCGUGGACCGAGCUGGGGAGUGGAAGCUGGGGGGCCUCGAUUACAUGUACUCGGCCCAGGGGGACAAUGGGGAGCCCCCCCGGAAGGGCAUCCCCGACCUGGAGCGCUACGAUCCUCCUGAAAUGACAGAAAACAGCAGCAAAAGCGUGGGGGAGAAAUGGUCAGCUGACAUGUGGAGACUGGGCUGUCUCAUCUGGGAGGUGUUCAACGGUCCCCUGGCCCGGGCCUCCUCCCUGCGCUCCCUGGGGAAGAUUCCCAAGUCUCUGGUUCCUCAUUACUGCGAAUUGGUGGGGGCCAACCCCAGGGUGCGCCCCAACCCGUCCCGCUUCCUGCAGAACUGCCGGGCCGCCGGCGGCUUCAUGUGCAACAGCUUCGUGGAGACCAACCUCUUCCUUGAGGAAAUCCAGAUCAAAGAACCUGCCGAGAAGCAGAAGUUCUUCCAGGAACUCAGCAAAAAUCUGGACUCCUUCCCCGAGGAUUUCUGCCGCCACAAGAUCUUGCCCCAGCUGCUGACGGCCUUCGAAUACGGCAGCGCCGGGGCCGUCAUCCUCACCCCGCUCUUCAAGGUUGGGAAGUUCCUCAACGCCGAGGAGUACCAGCAGAAAAUCAUUCCUGUUGUCGUAAAGAUGUUCUCAUCCACGGACCGCGCCAUGCGGAUCCGCCUGCUGCAGCAGAUGGAGCAGUUCAUCCAGUACCUCAAUGAGCCAACGGUCAACACCCAGAUCUUCCCCCACGUCGUGCACGGCUUCCUGGAUACCAACCCCGCCAUCCGUGAGCAGACUGUCAAGUCCAUGCUGCUCCUGGCCCCCAAGCUGAACGAGCAGAACCUCAACGUGGAGCUGAUGAAGCACUUCGCCAGGCUCCAGGCCAAGGACGACCAGGGCCCCAUCCGCUGCAACACCACCGUGUGCCUGGGCAAGAUCGGCCCCUACCUCAGUGCCAGCACCAGGCACCGCGUCCUGACGUCGGCUUUCAGCCGGGCCACCAGGGACCCCUUCGCCCCGUCCCGGGCGGCCGGAGUCCUGGGCUUCGCCGCCACCCACAACCUCUACUCCAUGAAUGACUGCGCCCUCAAGAUCCUGCCCGUGCUGUGCACCCUGACCGUGGACCCUGAGAAAACUGUGCGCGACCAGGCUUUCAAGGCCAUCCGAAGCUUCCUGACCAAACUCGAGUCUGUGUCUGAAGACCCAGCCCAGCUGGAGGAAAUGGAGAAGGAUGUGCACCGAGCCUCCAGUCCCCGGCCAGGGGCCACCGCGGCGAGCUGGGCUGGCUGGGCAGUGACGGGCGUCUCCUCCCUCACCUCCAAGCUGAUCCGAGCCAACCCCGCCCCCACCGAAAGCGCCCCGGCCAGCGACGCCCCCCUCAAGCCGCCCCCAGAAGCCCCAGCCCCAGCCCCAGCCCCAGCCGCUGCCCCUGCCCAGGCCCCUUCGGUGACCUCAGGUCGGUGGGACACAAGAGGGGCUGCGGGGGAGGACGAGGAGGCGGAGGCAGCGGCGGCCGAGGAAGGGGAGGGCUCCUCCGAGCGAUGGGAUGACGAAGACUGGGGCAGCCUGGAGCAAGGAGAGGCUCAGCGGGAGGCUUGGAGAACCAGUAGUAGGGAGCAGCAGGCCAGGAGGGCCAGCAGCCCCUCUCAGAAGUCCCCCGAGUCCGACUGGAGCAGCUGGGAGGCCGAGGGCUCCUGGGACCAGGACUGGCAGGAGUCGAAGCCCCACAAACCGCCGCCCGAGGGCACCAAGUUGGCCAGUGAGUACAACUGGGGUGGGGCGGAGAGCAGCGAGAAGGCAGACCCCUUUUCGGCCCUGGCACCUCGCCUAGCUGCCAACGCCCAGCGAAAUCCAGACUCCUGGAGCACGGAAGCCUCGGGGGACUGGGGGACUGAGGAGAGCUGGGGGACCCUGGAGGCAGAGAGCAGACAGGCCAAGGCCGAACUUGCUCGAAAGAAGAGAGAAGAGAGGAAGAAGGAGAUGGAAGCCAAGCGAGCCGAGAGGAAGGCGGCCAAGGGGCCCAUGAAGCUGGGGGCGCGGAAGCUGGACUGAGCCCCAGGGCCAGCGGCCCGGCUCCCGGAGCUGCAGAGAGGCGGAGGGGCGCAGGCUGCCCCGCCCCGCGCCCCGCGCAGCCUCUGCCCGUGUAUUUAUUGUACAAAGCCUGGCCCAGCCGGCCCAGGACCCCCUUCCCCAUGUACAUAAGCAGAGCGGGAAUACAUUUUAUUUCUUGUCCUGCGGA
Molecule: messenger RNA, 2763 nt
Organism: Antechinus flavipes (yellow-footed antechinus)
Lineage: Eukaryota; Metazoa; Chordata; Mammalia; Dasyuromorphia; Dasyuridae
Gene: SCYL1
Product: SCY1 like pseudokinase 1
Exons: 18
Coding region: 90-2576 (828 amino acids)
Biological process (GO): protein phosphorylation
Molecular function (GO): ATP binding; protein kinase activity
Source: RefSeq, a predicted model, not a curated record